AUGGAAGAAUUACCAAUUGCUGAAGGGACCUCUGGGGGGCCAGCUGAGGCAUCAAUGUCCAGCGUCCAAGUUGAUGACAGUCUCGACGAGAUCAAAUGGAAGAACCGAAUUCCAUUAACUAUUGACAUCCCCAGGGUUGUCAGGCUAAUGUUACAAGCCCCAGAGGGAUCCUGGUUUAGUUUGUGUGAUUUCUGCGUGCGCACAGACAACAUCCAUAACCCUGGAGCCAUCAUUACACUCAGAUCUAAGACAAUCUCCGCGUGCUACAAGCUCUUUAAAGAUUGCAAGGAGGUUCUCGACAUUCCAGAUAACUGGAGAAUUUUUGUCAACCAAGAAAAUAGUUAUUAUAAAAGAUGCGAAUCUUGCAAUAAAGAUCUUGAUCGAUCAAUGACUGUUAAAGUCUUUAUUCACCACUACAGAGAAGGUGAAGUCGAGAAUGGUAAUCUGUUAGUUGAUAACAUCUCACUGCAAAACAUCGAGCCAGUUCUCAGAUGCCAUACUGAGGACAGCGAGACUUAUGUUAAGUUUACAGUUAUCGUCUCUAUGUCCGUGAAGACUAAGACAGUAUCCGCGAAUUUUGUUGUCACCUCAAGCAUCAAGUCAUACAAGCCUAUCAACACUGGGAUCGAUGGGUCGUCCAAGCAUAAGAGGAUGUUUAAAAAACGCGAUUUCAAGAGCAUAGACAAAGCAACUGAGCUCACCGAUGCGUCGAGAUUAAACAAAAGCCGAUACUAA
Messenger RNA from Morchella sextelata, 735 nucleotides. RefSeq lists its product as uncharacterized. Bases 1 to 735 code for a protein of 244 amino acids. The transcript has 2 exons. Lineage: Eukaryota; Fungi; Ascomycota; Pezizomycetes; Pezizales; Morchellaceae. The record is from RefSeq and is a predicted model, not a curated record.